This is a messenger RNA of Pieris napi, 2957 nucleotides long. It is a transcript of the gene DPCoAC, whose product is annotated as mitochondrial coenzyme A transporter SLC25A42. The transcript has 7 exons. Gene Ontology annotation, biological process: transmembrane transport. Bases 42 to 986 code for a protein of 314 amino acids. NCBI's taxonomy places the organism in Eukaryota, Metazoa, Arthropoda, Insecta, Lepidoptera, Pieridae. The record is from RefSeq and is a predicted model, not a curated record.
UUCUUUACGCCAUGUAAGGGCCAGGCAAGUAGGGUGGAGGGAUGGCAGCAGAUAGCGCCACGGGCGCAAAACGUGGGUCAGGAACUAAUUUGUCGGGUGGAGUGCUUGUUGUUACGUCAUUGGUAGCAGGGGCUGCGGCAGGAGCGCUCGCGAAGACUGCUAUUGCUCCCCUGGAUAGAACUAAAAUCAACUUUCAAAUCUCUAAUACACCAUACACAUGGCGCGGCGCUGUUAUCUUUGUACAGAACAGCGUGUCUCGCGAGGGUUGGAUCGCGUUAUGGCGCGGAAACAGCGCGACCAUGGCUCGCAUAAUACCGUACGCUGCGAUACAGUUCACAGCUCACGAGCAAUGGAAACGGUUGCUGGGUGUUGACACACCGCAUACCGCUCAAGAGGCGCCCUUUCGUCACUUGAUAGCGGGAUCCCUUGCUGGAGUUACCUCACAGAGUGCCACUUACCCAUUAGAUCUGGCGAGGGCACGUAUGGCUGUAGCGGACUACAGAUCUCUUAGGGCGGUCUUUGUAAGGAUAUUGAGAGAAGAAGGGGCGGUUACGUUAUACAGGGGAUACGGUGCUACAGUAUUGGGAGUUAUUCCCUACGCCGGUGUUUCAUUCUUCACGUACGACUCGCUCAAGCAUUGGCAUCUUGAUUAUACAGGUACAGCCCCCCACGGCUUCACAAAUGUUUUAUUCGGAGGUAUAGCUGGGGCUUUGGGCCAAACGUCGUCCUACCCACUGGAUAUCGUGCGCAGGCGCAUGCAAACCGCAAAACGAGCGCCUGAUGGCACAUACCCCUAUCCGGCCAUAUUGCCUACUCUAGCACAUAUUUACAGAACUGAGGGCUGGCGGGCGUUUUUCAAAGGCCUGAGUAUGAAUUGGAUUAAGGGGCCUAUAGCUGUUGGCAUAUCGUUCGCGACAUACGACCAGAUCAAAACGUCUCUACGGGAAAUCGCGCUAACAUUCUCCUCGCUUAGGGAAAGCUUAUAAAUGUUGCCAUUAUAAAUAAUUUAUUAGCACAAUAUGUACAGCGUGUUAUCACUGUGAUAUGGGAGUCGUGCAAUUAUUUUAUUUGUCUGUACGAGCUGUUAAAGUUUUAAGUGUAAUAAAAUCAUUUUAUAAGUCAAUUUAUGAUAUAUUUUUGUAAUUCAUAUUAAACAUUACAGUUUUUUUAAUAGCGAAAGUGUUGCAUGUUAGAAAAAUAUACAAUGUAAUGGUAACGCUCCAUGGACCACAGACCAUAUAAAUAAAGAAUUGUUUACACUGAUAUUGUUUUUUGUGUAUUAAUAGGGAAUAUGCAUAUUUUUAUACCUUCAAUUGAUUAUUAUUUACGAAAUUUUGUUUGAAGUACAAAAUCAGUUUCAGUCAUCGUUCUAGAUGCUCAAAAAAUCUAGUUUCACACAAAAUCGAGAUUCACUAAAAAUUGCAAAAGAACUAACCUAUUUUACUCACAAAUACUACUAAUACAGUUUGAAAAUCGACGCCCGACGUCACUUUUUAUUUCUAAUGGUGACGUUUUUUGAAAGAUCUAAGUUCCCUCCAUUAUUUUGCACUUUUAUAUGAUAUUUUAUGGUUAAUAACUAAAAAAGUAUCGUAUUAUGUAUAUAACAUAUUUGAAAUACCAUUUAUGUAUAUUACCUAUUGUCAGUAUAGACUAUAGAAUUGUUUUGACGUUUAAUAAUUGCUCAGUACUUAUUCGAAUCUGUUUUUAUACAGAUUAUAAUUCAUCUUUCAUAGUUUUUUACUGGUCUGUGGGCAGGGCCGUCCGUAUGUGUAUAUUGUCUUUGCUCGUGUGUGUAACCAUAACUAAUAAAACACAAUUCAUUGUGUAUGUGUGGCACGAUAAUCGGCACUGAGGUAGUUUUGUUAACAUUUAUAUAUUUUUUGCUGUUUUAUUAAAUACAAUGAUGGACUAUGAUAUGACAAUAAUGUUGGGUAGUAAAAUAUUUUGAAAUGUUUAAUAUAUAUAGAAUAACACAGUGUAGUAGCUACUUUUGUGUUGCUUAUAUGGAAUUUGUAACUGGUAUUUAAGGUAUUUAAAAAAAGUAAUAAGUUUUUUAAAGGAAUAUAUAAAUUUAUAACGCUAUGGAUCCAGCGCAGCGGUGUGAAGGUAUGAAAGUAAAGUAAAAUGGAAAACGAAACGAUGACGCUUAUUUAGUACGUCGACAACGAAAUUUUCAAUCGAGUUUAUUUUACUUAAAGAAUAUAUAAAAUAAUGAUUAUUUCAGCAGAAUAGUCAGAUUAAGGUCCAUAUUCUUUUCGCUGUCAAAUAUGUCAAUCUUCAUACAGGAAAAAUGGUUUGACAGCUCUGGAUAUGUGAUUUAAAUUUAGUUGACGUUCUAGCCUGAUACGGAAAUUCUCGACCAAUCACAAUUGCGUCAUCGCUUUGUCUUUUGUUUUUAUCAAGCUACUGUCAGGUUGACAGAUGCAAGUAAUAAUGUAGUAAUCUGUGGAUAUUUUGGCAUUAAAUAUAACCUGUUAUAUUCAUAUAUGUUAGAGAUUUACAUUUAGAGAGAAAUGCUAAGUUAUAUUCUCGGAAUAAAUAAGGAGGGAAGCAAGUAUAACGCUAUAUAAUUUGCUUGAGUGAAAUAAAAUAGGUUAAACUCCCAAUAACGAUAAUAUAAGAUAAAGCUAUCGCAACCUUAUUUAUUCCGUGGAUAUAUUUCUUCGUAUAUUAGCUUUUGUCUAUUACACGCAUAAAAGGCUGAAGUGAUUCUAAUGGAUUUUAAUAUAACGCGUUUAUAGUUUGUGGGGCUUCAUUUAGUAAAUUAACAAUAAUUGUUAUAUAAAUUUUGUUAUGCAAUUGAUUUUUUUUCGGCGUAUUGGUUUUUUAUGAAUACCACAAUGUUAAUAAUGAAAUGUUAUUGUAAUGUGUAUCUAGUCUAGUUGUAAAUAAUUGUAAUUGUUUUACAAAAGUAAGAAUAUAUUGUCUUUUGUAAUUUUGUAGAAGUCGUUACAAGA